CCUAAUAUCUGGAGAUCAAUUCGAUAUGGCAGUCGCUAAGAAGUUCAGAGAGUAUCUGAGCCCAGGUGGUACCUCUGAGGGAGAGCGGAAGUUGGUACAGAAGCUCGACUUCUUCAUCUUGACCUUUUGCUGUUUAAUAAGUAACCUUACCAACGCAUAUGUCUCUGGUAUGAAAGAAGAUCUCGACUUCAAAGGCAAUGAACUCACACAAAUCAAUACCGUCUUCACUNGCUAUGUCAUUGGUCAGAUUCCCUCAAACAUCGCCCUCUACUACAUCAAGCCUAGGAUCUUCUUCCCUUCCAUGUUGAUCGUGUGGGGUGCAUUGACUAUGGUCACGGCUGCCACUCACAACCCUCAGUCGAUCAUGGCCAUUCGCUUCUUCCAAGCAUUGGCCGAAUCAAGCACCUUUGUCGGCACACACUACAUACUAGGAGCAUGGUACACCGAGCAAGAACUUGGUAAACGCAGCGGCAUCUUCACAGCAUCCGGUCUUGCUGGAACCAUGAUAGGAAUCCAUUCCUCCAUGGACGGCUUACAAGGACUCGCUGGAUGGAGAUGGUUGUUUAUUGUGGACGGCUUAUUGACUAUUCCGGUGGCAACCUAUGGAUUCUGCUUGUUCCCUGACACUCCGCAAACGACCCAAGUGCCAUAUCUCUCCGAAGCCGAGCGUGAGCUUGCUCGCUCCCGUGUCCCUCGUCAUGUCCACCGCGCACCCUUCAACUGGGCUUUUGUCAAGCGAGUCUUUGGUUCCUGGUAUUUCUACGGCUUCGUCAUGCUAUGGAUCAUUGCUGGCGAGACCGAGUCCUUCUCGUCAAACUCUCUGCUCGCUUUAUACAUGAAAGCACAUCCGGAGCGCAAGUACACCGUCUCGCAACUCAAUAAUUAUCCCACUGGUGUUCCUGCUGUCGGCAUUGUCUCCACGAUCUUUUGGGCUACACUUACGGACUUCUUGGGCGGCGAAAGAUAUCUCGUUGGAUACUGGAUCGGUAUUACCGGUAUCAUUACAUCGGCGAUGAUACUUGCACCUUCUGCCACCACAGCAUCGACGUUCGCUGCAUACUACUGGGCGGGAUCUGUCUAUGCUUCAACUUUUUUCGCAUGGGCAAAUGAUGCUCUCCGCUAUGAAGAAGACAGUCUUCGUGCUGUUGUGAUCGCAUCCAUGAAUGCAGGUAGUGGUGCCGUGAACGCAUGGUGGUCCAUCAUAUUCUACUCUGCAAACUUUGCACCAAAAUUCACUAGAGGAAUGUGGGCGAUGAUUGGAUGUUCCAUCGCAUUGGCGAUUUGGACGGCAGGAGUCACUUGGAUGUGUGUGCGGACAGAAAAGAAGAGGAUCAGUCAGGGCGUAGAGGCUUGUAGUGGCGAUGUUGUGGAUGAAGUGGUCAGUGUGGAUGGGAAUGGUACUGAAAAGGCG
This is a messenger RNA of Aureobasidium uvarum, 1411 nucleotides long. Lineage: Eukaryota; Fungi; Ascomycota; Dothideomycetes; Dothideales; Saccotheciaceae. The record is from the annotation of a GenBank genome assembly.